CGCAUCCUUCUGUUUCCAGACUUCAACGACUCCUAUGCCUUCCAAGACUACGCCUUCUGUUUCCUCCUCCAACCACCCAGCCCUGGGUACCAUUAUUGAUGAAGGCACAUUAGAACUCGUCGAGGUCCUUGGAGUUGGAGGUUAUGGUGUCGUCUACCGCGCAGAGGAUACCUUUACCUCUUCCCCAAAAUCUUACGCCGUGAAAUGUCUCAUGCACUCAAACAUUCAUUCAUCCCGCCAGCGACAACUCCAUAUCCGAGAAAUCGCCCUUCACCAAAUCGCCAGCGCUCAUCCUAACGUCAUCUCUCUGCAUCGUGUUGUCGAGGACAACAAACACACCUACAUCAUUAUGGACUACGCUCCCGACCAUGACCUCUUUUCCCAGAUUCGCAACAACUGUCGCUAUUUGGGGCGCGACCAUCUCAUAAAGCAUGUUUUUCUUCAGCUGCUCGACGCCGUGGAAUAUUGUCAUUCUCUUGGCAUCUACCACCGUGAUCUGAAGCCCGAGAACGUGCUUUGCUUUGACGAUGGCCUUCGGAUAGCCAUCACAGACUUUGGUCUCGCUACGACGGACAAGGUUAGCGCAGAGUUUCGGACAGGGAGCGUGUACCACAUGAGUCCUGAAUGCCAGGGCGGUGAAUUUGCCCUUUCUGGGACCUACUCGCCCAUGGCCAAUGAUAUCUGGUCGUUGGGUAUCAUCUUGCUGAAUUUGGCUACGGGCCGAAAUCCAUGGAAGUCUGCGACAGCGUCAGAUCCUACUUUUCAGGCGUACCUCCGCGACCCCCAAGGGUUCCUGCCUACAGUGCUUCCCAUCUCGCAAGAGAUAAACAGCGUCUUAAUUCGGAUGCUUGAUAUCGAUUGGCGGGAGCGACUGACGUUGACGGAGCUGCGCCAGCUCGUUGAGGACAUAUCGUCGUUCUAUUCGGACGGUGCUAUCUUUGAGAGCAGUAUGGCUCGUUGUCCUUGGGAAGCCGACAUGGAUAUCGACACAGACUCGUCGAAGGAACUACUACCCGUCAACUCUCACCACGCAGAACUAAAAUCUCACUGGAGCUCAGAUACCGACUCCGACAUCAUUUUUGCCAGCCCGUCCACGACAGCUGAGUCCAAUUACGGCCAGUCUUGGACACAAGACCCUGCCUGCCAAGCUAUGUGGGAGAUGGACAGCGUCGACAUGAGGUCUUUGUUUGUCAGACCAUGUACUCCAGCAUCGUCCCGCUCCCUUUUAUCUCCUUGUAACUCCGGUUCCGCGUGUUCCUUUCCAAAAACUCCGAAUAGCGUCGACCACAGCUUUGGGGGCAGGGCUCAGAUUCAUGAUAUAUCUCACCGGAGAGUGCCACUCACCAUUGACACCAACUUCUGUCGCCCACAACACUAUACCGACCCCAGUCCGAGCAUGAAGUCAUUCACGACUGCGUCGUCCGUCAUGCAGACUGCGGUUGAGUACGAUCCUUACGAUUCAUCAUUCUUUCUUGCCAGCGCUGCAUCGCCUUCUAAAUUAUCCCAGAUGCCAGAAUCUGUGAUUUUGGACUCGUUCUCGUGUGACGAUAAGGCCAUGUCUUCGCCCUCAGUGUAUUCCGGGACGGAUAUAUCUCCCAAUUCGAGGUACUCCUCAACGAGGAGUUUCUUCGAGAUCGCAACAGAGGGACGUUCAGACUGUGUUUCGCCGAGCAUUCAUACACACCCAUUAGUGCACAUCCAGCAUUCCCCGUCAUUGGGUGGUUCUACAGACCAGGACAUAACGCCUCCUUUCUCCCUCCCGCCGAAGAGCAUCAAACUUCUCGGCGAGAAAACCAAAACCAGAUUCCUUGACCUUUUUCCGCGGUCUCGCUGCCCGUCACGUUCCCCUUCCCCCCUACCACCUUCCAUCUCCCACUCACCCCAACAUACCCAUGAUUCCAAUUUUACAGAUGCUCCUCUUCCUGACCCUUUCACGACAUUUACGUUCGGACAACUCACCCCUUCGCCACUUAUGGAGAACUGGCCGGGUUUAGCUCUCCCUGAAACUCCUGCAGUUCUCGAACGGCAAGCUUGCUCACGCACUACUUACAUUCGUUCACCGCGUUAUUGGUUUUUACCUGGUAAAUUAUUCACUUCUUCUGGAGCUUCUUGAUAUCGGUCCAUUCCCUUGUUGUAGCAUAAAUCUUUGCGUAACAUGAACGUCUGCCGCACGUUUCAUCUCUCGUCAAUACCUAGAAUGCAACUUCUCUCCUUUGUAACUAUGUGUAACACGCGG
Guyanagaster necrorhizus is the source of this 2236-nucleotide messenger RNA. RefSeq names its product kinase-like protein. The transcript is spliced from 2 exons. Gene Ontology annotation, biological process: regulation of autophagy; peptidyl-serine phosphorylation. Gene Ontology annotation, molecular function: ATP binding; protein serine/threonine kinase activity. Gene Ontology annotation, cellular component: cytoplasm. Lineage: Eukaryota; Fungi; Basidiomycota; Agaricomycetes; Agaricales; Physalacriaceae. The record is from RefSeq and is a predicted model, not a curated record. Bases 35 to 2113 code for a protein of 692 amino acids.